Medicago truncatula (barrel medic) is the source of this 1017-nucleotide messenger RNA. Its product is annotated as transcription factor bHLH25. The coding region runs from base 251 to 871 and encodes 206 amino acids. The transcript has 4 exons. NCBI's taxonomy places the organism in Eukaryota, Viridiplantae, Streptophyta, Magnoliopsida, Fabales, Fabaceae. The record is from RefSeq and is a predicted model, not a curated record.
CACAAGUUGAUGAUGAAGUAAUCAGUUACUCCACGCACCAUACUACUCACCUCACAACCUUAGCUACCCUUCACUUUAGAACACCAAUAUUGAAUCUCUAUUUCCCUUCUUUUCAUCACUCUCUCAUUCUUUCCCACACCCCACCUCUUCUUAUCCACACUGUACUUUCAUUCUUCCAAACAAUUACCUUACAUAUAUAUUUCUUGGCACAAAAUUAACUUUAUAUAAUAGCAUAAUUUUCACAAAAUUAAUGGAAGAGUCAGGAGAAAAUUGGCCUUCUCAUGAUUCUGAUUUGGAAAUACAUGAUAAAGUCAUUUUUGAAGAUGGAGAAUCUGAAUCUGUGUGUGGUGAUGAUGAGUAUCAAAUUGGAGAUCCCACAGAUAUUACAAAGGAAAGCAAUGAGAAGGAGAUAACACAGAGAUUGAAAGAACUUUCAGAUGUCAUAGGCUUAAAGAAGAUGGACGACGACACUUCAAUCGUGGACAAAGCUAGAGACUAUGUGGAAAAACUUGCAGAACGUGUGAGAGAGCUAGAACAAGAAGCUGGAUCAAACAUUUGUAGCAACAAAAGGACCAAAGUGAAUUCAGAUGAGUACAAUUGUGGAACAGGUGAUAAUACUCUUCCAGAGAUCAAAGCAAGAGUGUCAAAAAAAGAUGUACUUGUCAUAGUCCAUUGUGAGAAACAAAAGGGUAUCUUGCUCAAAAUACUGACCCACCUUGCAAGUCUUCAUCUUUCAGUAGUUAAUAGUAGUGUCUUGCAAUUUGGAAAAUCCAUCCUUGACAUCACCAUCAUUUGUAAGAUGGGUGAUGGCUACAACAUCUCAGUGAAUGAAUUAGUGAAAACUCUCAGAAUGGUGAUAUCGACACAAUAGCAUGUGCUAGUUACGUAUGAAACAAGUGUAGUUACUACUAGUUGUAUUCUAUGUGUAGAUCUAUUUUUAUUACUAUGCAAGAAGUAACAUUUUGGAGCAUAUGUUAUAUGCAAAAUUUUAAGUAUUGGGUUCAAGUUAGGUGACAA